Molecule: messenger RNA, 3174 nt
Organism: Coregonus clupeaformis (lake whitefish)
Lineage: Eukaryota; Metazoa; Chordata; Actinopteri; Salmoniformes; Salmonidae
Product: NLR family CARD domain-containing protein 3-like
Molecular function (GO): protein binding
Source: RefSeq, a predicted model, not a curated record
GAGAAUAUUAUGACAUUUGUGAAGAAUGAGCUGAAGAUGUUCAAGAGGAUUCUUAGUCCAGAACUCCCAGAAGGCUUUGAGAGUCAGAAGCAGGAUAAGGAAGUGGUGGAUGCUGAAGAUGAGAAGCAGGAGAGCAGUGCCAGAGAGGGGGCUCUGAAGAUCACACUGCACGUCCUGAGGAAAAUGAACCAGAAGGAGCUUGCUGACACACUGGAGAAAAAUGAGCUUGCUGUGAUUUGCCAACGUGAACUCAAAUCUAAUCUAAAGAAGAAGUUUCAAUGUGUAUUUGAGGGGAUCGCUAAACAAGGAAACCAAACACUUCUCAAUAAGAUCUACACAGAGCUCUACAUCACAGAGGGUGGAACAGGAGAGGUCAAUAAUGAACAUGAGCUGAGACAGAUUGAGACAACAACCAGGAAACAAGCAAGACCAGAGACUGCAGUCAAAUGUAACGACAUCUUCAAACCCUUAACUGGACAAGACAAACUUAUCAGAACUGUGCUGACAAAGGGAGUCGCUGGCAUUGGAAAAACAGUCUCUGUGCAGAAGUUCAUUUUGGACUGGGCUGAAGGAAAAGCAAAUCAGGAUGUCCAAUUUGUAUUUUCAUUCCCUUUUCGGGAGCUGAAUUUGAUGAAAAAGGAAAAACACACUUUGAUUGAACUUCUCAAUCACUUCUCAAUGGAAACCAAAGAAUCAAGAAUCUCCAACUACGACAAGUACAAAGUUCUGUUCAUCUUUGAUGGUCUGGAUGAGUGCCGACUGCCCCUAGACUUCCAGAAGAACGAGAUCUGUUGUGACGUCACAGAGUCAACCUCAGUGGAUGUUCUGCUGACAAAUCUCAUCAAGGGAAAUCUGCUUCCCUCUGCUCUCCUCUGGAUAACUACCCGACCUGCAGCAGCCAAUCAGAUCCCUUCAGUGUGUGUUGACCAGGUGACAGAGGUACGAGGGUUCAAUGACCCACAGAAGGAGGAGUACUUCAGGAAGAGAUUCAGUGAUGAGGACCUGGCCAGCAGAAUCAUAUUACACAUAAAGACAUCAAGGAGCCUCCACAUCAUGUGCCACAUUCCAGUCUUCUGUUGGAUUUCUGCAACAGUCCUUGAGCACAUGUUGAGUACAGACAAGAGAGAAGAGAUGCCCAAGACUCUGACUGAGAUGUUCAUACACCUUGUGGUGUUUCAUACCAAACAGAAGAAUGAAAAAUAUCUUGGGAAAGAAGAGACAGGUCCACACUGGAAUAAAGAGAGCAUUCUGUCACUGGGAAAACUGGCUUUUCAACAGCUUGUGAAGGGCAAUCUGAUUUUCUAUGAAAAAGACCUGAAAGAGGCUGGCAUUGAUGUCAAUGAAGCCUCAGUGUACUCAGGAUUGUGCACACAGCUCUUUAAAGAGGAAUGUGUGCUGUACCAGGACAAGGUGUACUGCUUCGUGCAUCUGAGCAUUCAGGAGUUUCUGGCUGCUGUAUAUGUGUUCCUCUCAUUCAUCAACAACAAUGAGAAUCUAAUGGCCAAACCGCAAGUUCCUGAAGUUACUGUCUACAAGAGUGCUGUGGAUAAAGCCUUACAAAGUGAGACAGGAAACCUGGACCUUUUCCUCCGCUUCCUUCUGGGCCUCUCACUGGAGUCCAAUCAGAAGCUCUUACGAGGUCUACUGACAAAGACAAGAAGCAGCUCACAGAGCCAUGAAGAAACAGUCAAGUACAUCAAGGAGAAGAUCAGGGAGAAUCCCUCUCCAGAGAAGUGCAUCAAUCUGUUCCACUGUCUGAAUGAACUGAAUGACCAUUCUCUAGUGAAGGAGAUCCAAAGCUACCUGAGCUCAGGAAGUCUCUCAGAAGCCAACCUGUCACCUGCACAGUGGUCAGCUCUGGUCUUUGUAUUGCUGACUUCAGAAAAGGAGCUGGAUGUGUUUGACCUGAAUAAAUACUCCAGAUCAGAGGAAGGUCUUCUGAGGCUGCUGCCAGUGGUCAAAGCCUCCAGAGCUGCUCUGCUGUUAGGCUGUGGAGUCACAGAGGAAGGCUGUGCUUCUCUGGUCUCAGCUCUGAAGUCAAACCCCUCACACCUGAGAGAGCUGGAUCUGAGUAACAAUCACCCAGGAGACUCAGGAGUCAGACUGCUCUCUGCUGGACUGGAGGAUCCACACUGCAGACUGGAGACUCUGAGGCUGUCAGGCUGUCUAGUCACAGAGGAAGGCUGUGCUUCUCUGGUCUCAGCUCUGAAGUCAAACCCCUCACACCUGAGAGAGCUGGAUCUGAGUAACAAUGACCUGAAUGAUUCAGGAGUGAAGCUGCUCUCUGCUGGACUGGGGAAUCCCCACUGUAAACUGGAGGAGGAAGGCUGUGCUUCUCUGGUCUCAGCUCUGAAGUCAAACCCCUCACACCUGAGACUGGAUCUGAGUAACAAUGACCUGAAGGAUUCAGGAGUGAAGCUGCUCUCUGCUGGACUGGAGGAUCCACACUGUAAACUGGAGACUCUGAGGCUGUCAGGCUGUCUAGUCACAGAGGAAGGCUGUGCUUCUCUGGUCUCAGCUCUGAAGUCAAACCCCUCACACCUGAGAGAGCUGGACCUGAGCUACAAUCACCCAGGAGACUCAGGAGUCAGACUGCUCUCUGCUGGACUGGAGGAUCCACACUGCAGACUGGAGAAACUCAAUGUGGAACAUGGUGGAGAGAACACAAUGAAACCUGGACUUAGAAAAUAUGUCUGUGAUCUCACACUGGACCUAAACACAGUAAACAGAUUCCUCUCUCUGUCUGAGGAGAACAGAAAGGUGACAUGGAGGACAGAGGAGCAGCCGUAUCCUGAUCACCCAGAGAGAUUUGAGGGCUGUGAACAGGUGCUGUGUAGAGAGGGUCUGACUGGGCGCUGUUACUGGGAGGUAGAGUGGAGUGGGAGAAGGGCUGAUAUAGGAGUGACAUAUAAAGGAAUCAGCAGGAGAGGAGGGGGUAUUGACUGUGGGAUUGGACGCAAUGACAAGUCCUGGAGUCUGAUCUGCUCUGGCAACCGUUACUCUGCCAGGCACAAUAAUAAGUCCACUCCCAUAGACGUCCCCUCCUCCAGCUCCCACAGAGUAGGAGUGUAUCUGGACUGGCCAGCCGGCACUCUGUCCUUCUACAGAGUCUCCUCUGACACACUGACCCACCUGAACACAUUCCACUCCACAUUCACUGAGCCCCUCUAUCCA